AUGGCUUCCGCCACGGCCGAUGACGCGAAGCGGUUGCAAGAAGCCCAAAGGCUAGCAAAGGAUGAUCCCGCAAAGGCGGAAGAGACCUACAAGGACAUACUCUCGCGAGAUCCCGGCGCAAGCGAUGCAGCUAUCAAGAACUUUGAGACCGCACUCGUGAGCUUAGGGGAGCUGUACCGGGACCACAAGCGGACGGAGGAGCUGGCCGAGUUAAUCAAGACGACGCGGUCCGCCCUCUCAUCGUUUGCGAAGGCAAAGACGCAAAAACUUGUCCGCCAGCUCCUCGACCUCUUCACCACCCUACCCAACACAACCGACAUCCAGAUCAGCGUCACGCGCUCCUGCAUCGAAUGGGCCAUCUCCGAGCGCCGUGGCUUCCUCCGGCAACAGCUCGAGACGCGACUCGUAGGCCUGCUGAUGGCCAAGCGCUCCUACUACGACGCACUAACCCUCAUCAACUCCCUCCUGCGCGAACUCAAGCGCCUCGACGAUAAGCUCACCCUCGUGGAAGUCCAACUCCUCGAAUCUCGUGUCUAUCACGCCCUCGGCAACAUCCCCAAAGCCCGGGCGGCCCUAACCUCCGCGCGCACCUCCGCCGCCUCCGUCUACACGCCCCCGCUCCUCCAAGCAGGCCUCGACAUGCAGUCCGGCAAGCUGCACGCCGAAGACCGCGACUUCAACACGGCGUUCUCCUACUUCAUCGAAGCCCUGGACGGCUACCACUCCCAAGACGAGGCCGCCUCGGCGACCGCAGCGCUGCAGUACAUGCUGCUCUGCAAGAUCAUGCUGAACGCUGGCGACGACGUGGCGACGCUCAUGAACAGCAAGCACGCGGUGCGGUACGCGGGCAAGAACCUGGACGCCAUGAAAGCCGUCGCGCGCGCACACACGCACCGCAGCCUCGAGGAGUACGAGCGCGCGCUGUCGGACUACAGGAACGAGCUCGGGCGCGACAGGUUCAUCGUCAGCCACUUGAACCGGCUGUACGACGCCAUGCUUGAGCAGAACCUGAUCAAGGUCAUUGAGCCGUUUAGCCGCGUCGAGAUUGAGCAUAUCGCCAAGAUGGUCGGCCAAAAUACGCAGAGUGUGGAGCGGAAGUUGAGUCAGAUGAUUCUGGAUAAGGUUAUUAUUGGGGUGCUAGAUCAGGGGGCUGGGUGUCUGAUUGUAUUUGAGGAGGGCGAGAGGGAUAAGGGGUAUGAUGCCGCGCUGGACACGAUAGAGAAGCUGGGCAGUGUGGUUGAUGUGCUGUUCGCCAAUCAGGCUAGCGUGCUGGAGUAG
Coniosporium apollinis CBS 100218 is the source of this 1278-nucleotide messenger RNA. Its product is annotated as 26S proteasome regulatory subunit N6. The transcript is spliced from 2 exons. Gene Ontology annotation, biological process: ubiquitin-dependent protein catabolic process. The coding region runs from base 1 to 1278 and encodes 425 amino acids. Gene Ontology annotation, molecular function: structural molecule activity; protein binding. The record is from RefSeq and is a predicted model, not a curated record. Lineage: Eukaryota; Fungi; Ascomycota; Dothideomycetes. Gene Ontology annotation, cellular component: proteasome regulatory particle, lid subcomplex.